AUGAUAAUUUUUAAAAAUUUAUUAAAAUUAUUAAUAAUUUUAUUAACAAUAAAAUUAUAUUUUUGUAUUGAAAUUAAAAGAGAAGAACAUUUAACAAUUUUAAAUGAAUUAAAUGAAAAUAGUGAUGUGAUUCAAUAUUCAAUUUUACCAGGUAAUAAUGAAGAAUAUGAAAUUGUUAAAGGUAUUCAAGAAGAUGCAAUAGUUUAUGGAUAUUAUAUGUCAAAUGUUGAAGUCAAUGGUUGGGCUUAUUUAUCAUUAGUAUCAAAUGAUAAAUACAAUGAUUCAACACAGUCAAGAGCAUUUGGUUAUUUAGAAGGUUAUUUAACAAAAGAUUUAAUUUGGAAUUCAAAAGUGAAUUAUUAUAAAAAUGCAUUCAACUCUUCAGAAAUUCCAAAUAAACUUGAUGAUUGGUUAACUGAGAAUAUUGAAAGUAUUCACACAUUCAUUGUAAAUAAUAGAAAAAGUCGAUAUUGGAAUCAGAUUACAUUGGUUAUGGACCAGAUUAACGGCAUGCUCGAUGGGUACAAUGAGGCAAACACGAAUUCCAGCGAGACGUUAUCAUUGCAUGAUUUUUUUGUGUUGAAUAUGUUUGGCGAUUUAUUCGAUUUAAUGCCUGCUUUAAAUUUGGAUAAAGAGUAUAAAUAUUUCCAAAAGGAUUUAAACGAUAUUCAAGACUGGUUUAAAAGAUCCCAACAUUGUUCUGCAUUGAUUAAAGUGUCAAGCGACUACUCUGAAUUAUAUUCCGGCCAUACUACAUGGAGUGGGUAUUAUACAAUGUUGAGAAUAUUCAAGAGUUAUAACCAACAAUUCUCAUCAGAUGUUUCAGGUACACUUUCGAAAAGAAAUAUUUUCAGUAGUUAUCCUGGUGCUUUAAUUAGUGUUGAUGAUUUCUAUUUAUUGGGUGAUACUAGAAUGGUUGUAAUUGAAACCACAAACUCUCUAGUCACCAAUGACCUCUACCAUUUAAUUAGACCAACUACUGUUUUAUCUUGGAUGAGAGUCAUAGUUUCAAAUAGAAUGAGUACAAAUGGUAAAGAAUGGUGUGAAAAUUUCCAACGUUAUAAUUCUGGUACUUAUAAUAAUCAAUGGAUGAUUGUAAGUUAUAAUUUAUUCGUCCCAUAUAAUGAAUUAAAAGAUGGUGCGCUUUAUGUUUUAGAACAAAUUCCAGGUUAUAUUGAAUUUUCUGAUCAAACUCAAGCAUUAAGACAAGGUUGGUGGAAUUCAUAUAAUAUACCAUUUUAUGAAACAAUUUAUGAUGCAUCGGGUUAUAAUAAUUAUACUGCUAAUAAUUAUAGUGAUAGUACAAUUUAUUAUAUGUCUUAUCAAACUUGUCCAAGAGCUGAAAUAUUUAGAAAUUUCGCAGGUUAUGUUGAAUCACUUGAAGAUUUCCAAUCAUUAUUAAGAUAUAAUGAUUUUGAAUAUGAUCCACUUUCACAUAAACUUCCAUUCUAUGCCAUAGCAUCACGUUACGACCUUUCAAAAAAGAAUCCUUCUCCAUUUGGUGCAACUGAUACAAAAGUAACUUGUAACUCUAUGAUUGAUCAAAAUACAAUUGUCGCAAUUAGUGGUCCAACUACAUCAAAUGGUCAGCCAAUAUUUGAAUGGAAUUCAAAAAUUGAUUUUAUGGAGUCAACUUCACAUUUAGGUUGCCCUGAAAAAUAUAAUUUCCCAUGGGUAUCUUUCUCAGAUACAACUUUUAGAAAUCUUUAA
This is a messenger RNA of Dictyostelium discoideum AX4, 1710 nucleotides long. RefSeq names its product phospholipase B-like protein (gene plbD). The transcript has 2 exons. Gene Ontology annotation, molecular function: glycerophospholipase activity. The record is from RefSeq and is a predicted model, not a curated record. Bases 1 to 1710 code for a protein of 569 amino acids. Gene Ontology annotation, cellular component: extracellular region. Lineage: Eukaryota; Evosea; Eumycetozoa; Dictyosteliales; Dictyosteliaceae.